AUGACGGAUGACGCCGAUAAAGAGAAACCCAUACCGACAGAGACCGAGCUGGGUAUUGCUCAUCAGGAGUACCAGAUUAACAAAAAAGAGUGGGAGGAGCUGUACGUGGAGGUGCUGUACACCAUCGAGCACAAGCUGGGCUGCUCGGGCGGCGUCAGCCCCGGCGAGCUGCACGCGUACGCCCAGUCGGCGUUCGGCAUGCCCCUCGACAGCCACCGCCGCCUGCUGGGGCUCGCCCGGGAGGAGAAGCCGCCCAUCCCCGUGCUCAACGUGACCGUGGUCGAGGCACAGGGGCUCGAGGCCAAGGACCCGAACGGAUACAGCGACCCGUACUGCAUGCUCGGGAUACAGCCGUGCGGCAACUCGGACCCCCAGAGGCGCCGGCGUCGCAGUAGCAGCGCCACGAGCGGGUGCGGCUCAGACGAGGAGCCGGCCACCGGGGGCCGCUCUCCCGCCGGCAGCGCCACCGGAUCACCGCGGCGCUCGCUGCGUAAGCUGGGCGCGUCGUUCAAGAAGCGCGAGCCCCGAAGCGGCUCCCUGGAGGGAGCCACUGUGCCGGCCAAGUUCAUCCGCACCACGACCGUCAAGCCGGCGACGCUCAACCCGCGCUGGAACGAGCGGUUCCGGCUGGACAUCGACGAUAUUUACACGGAUCGACUUCACCUCGACGUCUGGUGAGUUCGUCUGAAAAGCAGCCUGACUUUCAGGAAAAAUCCUUGGGUCUGUC
Messenger RNA from Dermacentor silvarum, 727 nucleotides. RefSeq names its product BAI1-associated protein 3-like. NCBI's taxonomy places the organism in Eukaryota, Metazoa, Arthropoda, Arachnida, Ixodida, Ixodidae. The record is from RefSeq and is a predicted model, not a curated record. The transcript is spliced from 5 exons. Bases 1 to 678 code for a protein of 225 amino acids.